Messenger RNA from Cadophora gregata, 1991 nucleotides. RefSeq lists its product as uncharacterized. The transcript is spliced from 3 exons. The coding region runs from base 147 to 1943 and encodes 598 amino acids. Gene Ontology annotation, molecular function: phosphotransferase activity, alcohol group as acceptor; kinase activity. Lineage: Eukaryota; Fungi; Ascomycota; Leotiomycetes; Helotiales; Ploettnerulaceae. The record is from RefSeq and is a predicted model, not a curated record. Gene Ontology annotation, biological process: carbohydrate metabolic process.
UAGCCAGUAUUAAUCGAUAGUCAGCUUCCGACGUAAUCCAAGAUGGCCCAGAUCCCAUUCCGUCAAAACUUCAGGAAGCCCUCGAGGCAGGCCUCGAUGGAGUAAGCAUUUCAUUACAUUACAUUACAUUGUACCUACCUUCGACAAUGCUAAACAAAAUUAGUCCUCACAACGAUCUGAACCCUCACAUUGACCACUACAUCGGCAUUGAUGUAGGGACUGGCAGUGCCAGGGCUUGUAUCAUUGAUGCUUCUGGUGACAUUAAAGCUUUGGCAACAGAGAACAUUGGGCUCUGGCAGCCAGAGACCGGAUACUAUGAGCAGUCUACAACAGAUAUUUGGCGAUGUAUUUGUACCUGUGUCCAGCGGGCACUGAGCCAGCACAACAUUGACCCUACAACCAUCCGCGGAAUCGGCUUUGAUGCCACUUGCUCUCUGGCAGUGUUUUCCAACGACACCGACGAACCUAUGCCAGUCACUGGUCCCAACUUCGCUAACGAUGGUAAUGAUCGCAACGUCAUUCUCUGGCUGGACCACAGACCCGUCGAGGAGGCAGCCAAGAUCAAUGCCACAGGACACAAUCUCCUUCGUUAUGUAGGAGGUAAAAUGAGUAUUGAAAUGGAGAUACCGAAGGUUCUUUGGCUUAAAAACCAUAUGCCGCCCGAGAUGUUUGAUCGUUGCAAGUUCUACGAUUUGGCAGAUGCGUUGACACAUUUGGCCACUGGUAAUGAGAUCAGGAGCUUCUGCAGCACUGUGUGCAAGCAAGGCUAUGUGCCUGUCGGGGUGGACGGUAGUGUAAAGGGGUGGCAAGAGGACUUCUACGAGACAAUUGGAUUGGGCGAUCUGGCUAAAGACAACUUCAAGCGCAUGGGUGGAGUUGAUGGGGUGAAUGGAAAAUAUAUGAGUGCUGGAGAACUCGUCGGAACGCUUAGCGAGAAGGCUGGUCACGAGCUUGGUCUCCCAGCUGGAAUUGCUGUUGGCAGUGGCGUCAUUGACGCAUAUGCUGGUUGGGUUGGAACAGUCGGGGCCAAAGUCAAUCUUGGCUCUGACCAGCUUGAUACCGACGUCCCUAAGAACGAUAUUUCACAAGCAUUCAGUCGUCUUGCGGCUGUAGCUGGGACCUCAACUUGUCAUCUGGCUAUGUCUAAGGACCCCGUCUUCGUCGAAGGUGUCUGGGGACCCUACAGAGAUGUCCUCCUACCUGGUUUCUGGAUGGCCGAGGGAGGUCAAUCAGCUACUGGUGAACUCCUUCGCCACGUUCUUGAAACUCACCCGGCAUACAAUGAGACCAUGUCAAUGGCCGAGUCCUUCAAUACCAGCAUCUAUGACUACCUGAACUCUCACCUGGAAGAAAUGCAAGAGAAGAUAUCUGCUCCAUCAGUCUCCUACCUGGGCCGCCACUUCUUCUUCUAUGGCGACCUCUGGGGCAAUCGCUCUCCAAUCGCAGACCCAAACAUGACCGGCUCCGUCAUCGGCCUCACCAACGACCGCAGCAUGGACGGCCUCGCCCUCUACUACUACGCCACCAUGGAAUUCAUCGCCAUGCAGACCCGCCAGAUCGUCGAGACCAUGAACGAGUCCGGACACACCCUCACCAGCAUCUUCAUGUCUGGAUCCCAAUGCCAAAACAAGAUCCUCAUGGAGCUCAUGGCUACAACCUGCAGUAUGCCAGUCCUCAUCCCACGAUACGUCCACGCUGCUGUCGUUCACGGCGCGGCUAUGCUUGGUGCAAAGGCAGCGAGCGCCGAUAAGGAGGGCAAUACCGAGGCGCUGUGGAGUAUCAUGGAUCGUAUGAGCAAGCCUGGAAAGGUCGUUAAGCCGGGCAAGAAUGCGAAUGAGAAGAAGCUGCUCGAUGCUAAGUACAAGGUUUUCUUGGAGCAGUGCAAGACUCAGCAAGUUUACAGAGCGAGCGUUGAUGAGGCUGUGGAGGGCUGGACUGCAUAGUUCUUCGGAGCGACGUUUGAGGUGCACAUGGGAAUGUAAAAACUUAGA